Messenger RNA from Prinia subflava (tawny-flanked prinia), 3533 nucleotides. It is a transcript of the gene OGDHL, whose product is annotated as oxoglutarate dehydrogenase L. Gene Ontology annotation, cellular component: oxoglutarate dehydrogenase complex; mitochondrion. The record is from RefSeq and is a predicted model, not a curated record. Gene Ontology annotation, biological process: tricarboxylic acid cycle. Bases 369 to 3410 code for a protein of 1013 amino acids. The transcript is spliced from 23 exons. Gene Ontology annotation, molecular function: thiamine pyrophosphate binding; oxoglutarate dehydrogenase (succinyl-transferring) activity. NCBI's taxonomy places the organism in Eukaryota, Metazoa, Chordata, Aves, Passeriformes, Cisticolidae.
AGGCCGGGCCCGGCCGCGGUGCAGGGCCCGUCCCCGCGCAGGCCCCCGGCGCGGCGGGGCCUCUCGCCGUGCGCCCCAGGGGGGUCGCGCCGCAGGCCGGGCCGGGCCCCGGAGCGCGGGGAGAGCGGGGCGGCCCGGCCCGGGCUCCGGUGAUGCCUCAGCCCUGACAGCCCGGCAGGCUCCGGCCCCCGGUAGCCAGGGUGACCGGGACACCGCGUCCUGGCGUUACGGGGAGGGGCCGGAGAACAAACCCGACCCUCCCACAUCCUCCCUCUGCUCUGCUGGUAGCUGGAGUCUGUGGUGGUGUUACCCCUCUGGUUCCCUCUGGUACCCGCUGAAGACCUGGAUCGUCUGGCUAAUAAACAAACAUGAGUCAUCUGAAGUUGUUUGCAGCUGUGCUGAAGACGCAUGGCUUUAAACUUCUGGAAAAGCAGGAUAUAGCCAGAAGGGCAUUUGUACAUGGCCAACGCUAUGUUUCAUCAGGAACCUCAGAGCCAUUCCUGAGUGGGAGUAAUUCCAAUUACGUGGAGGAAAUGUACUAUGCGUGGCUUGAAAACCCUAAAAGCGUACAUAAGUCCUGGGAUGUGUUUUUCCGGAGCGCUAACGCUGGCCAAGCAGCCCAUCUGCCAGCUCAGGUGGAAGGCAAGGGCUCAUUCCUGCAGAGCCACGGCCUGGCCCCAACACCACCGGGGAAGGCUGAGAAGGUUGUUGAAGACCACCUUGCUGUGCAGUCCUUGAUAAGAGCGUACCAGAUCCGUGGCCAUCAUGUGGCUCAGCUGGACCCCCUUGGAAUUCUGGAUGCAGAUUUGGAUUCGUUUAUUCCAUCUGACCUUAUCACCACAAUUGAUAAACUUGGGUUUUAUGGUUUGCAUGAAUCAGAUUUGGACAAAGUCUUCCAGCUGCCAACAACCACCUUCAUCGGAGGAAAUGAGAACAGUCUUUCUCUGCGGGAGAUCAUCAAACGCCUGGAGCAUACCUACUGCCAACACAUUGGCCUGGAGUUUAUGUUCAUCAACGAUGUGGAGCAGUGCCAGUGGAUCCGUCAGAAGUUUGAGACGCCGGGAAUUAUGAAGUUCACGAACGAGGAUAAAAGGACUUUGCUGGCGAGGCUGGUGCGCUCCAUGAGAUUUGAAGAUUUCCUUGCUCGCAAGUGGUCUUCUGAAAAGAGAUUUGGUUUGGAAGGAUGUGAAGUAAUGAUUCCAGCACUUAAGACCAUUAUUGAUAAAUCCAGUGAAAUGGGAAUUGAAUACGUUAUAAUGGGAAUGCCUCAUAGAGGUCGGCUGAAUGUAUUGGCUAAUGUAAUCCGAAAAGAGCUGGAGCAGAUCUUCUGUCAGUUUGAUCCCAAACUUGAAGCAGCUGAUGAGGGAUCUGGGGAUGUAAAAUACCACCUGGGAAUGUACCAUGAGAGGAUCAACCGCAAAACAAACAAGAAAAUCACUCUGUCCCUGAUGGCUAACCCUUCUCACUUGGAAGCAGUUGAUCCUGUUGUGCAAGGCAAAACAAAAGCUGAACAGUUUUAUCGAGGGGAUACAGCAGGGAAAAAGGUUAUGUCCAUAUUAUUACAUGGGGAUGCUGCCUUUGCAGGACAAGGAGUGGUUUAUGAGACGUUUCAUCUUAGUGACCUCCCAUCCUACACCACAAAUGGCACUAUUCAUGUUGUGGUCAACAACCAGAUUGGCUUCACCACAGACCCGCGUAUGGCCCGUUCGUCUCCGUAUCCCACGGAUGUUGCUCGUGUGGUCAACGCUCCCAUUUUCCACGUGAAUGCUGAUGACCCUGAAGCAGUGAUGUACGUGUGCAACGUAGCUGCAGAGUGGAGAAACACUUUCAAUAAGGAUGUGGUCGUUGACUUGGUUUGUUACCGCAGGAGAGGGCACAAUGAAAUGGAUGAGCCCAUGUUCACCCAGCCUCUGAUGUACAAGCAGAUCCACAAGCAGGUGCCAGUGCUGAAGAAAUACGCUGACAAACUGAUUGCAGAUGGGACUGUGACACUGCAGGAGUUCGAGGAAGAAAUUGCAAAGUAUGACAGAAUAUGUGAAGAAGCAUAUACUAGAUCUAAGGAUAAGAAGAUCCUUCAUAUCAAGCACUGGCUGGAUUCACCUUGGCCUGGCUUCUUUAACGGGGAUGGAGAGCCCAAGAGCAUGUCUUGUCCUCCGACGGGCAUUUCGGAGGAGAUGCUGGCUCACAUCGGCAAUGUCGCUAGCUCAGUGCCAGUCGAAGACUUCAAAAUACACUCAGGACUCUCCCGGAUUCUGAGAGCCCGCUCAGAAAUGACCAAGAACAGGUUUGUUGACUGGGCCUUAGCAGAAUACAUGGCUUUUGGCUCUGUUCUCAAAGAGGGGAUCCAUGUCCGACUGAGUGGGCAGGAUGUGGAGAGAGGCACCUUCAGCCAUCGUCACCAUGUGCUCCAUGAUCAAGAAGUUGACAAGAGGACCUGUGUUCCCAUGAAUCACCUCUGGGAGCAGCAGGCGCCCUACACCGUGUGCAACAGCUCCCUCUCCGAGUACGGGGUCCUGGGUUUUGAGCUUGGCUUUGCAAUGGCGAGUCCCAACGCCCUGGUGUGCUGGGAAGCCCAGUUUGGGGACUUCCACAACACGGCUCAGUGUAUAAUAGACCAGUUCAUCAGCUCCGGGCAGACCAAGUGGGUUCGGCACAACGGCAUCGUCCUGCUGCUGCCCCACGGCAUGGAAGGAAUGGGUCCAGAGCAUUCAUCAGCCAGGCCUGAGAGGUUUCUGCAGAUGAGCAAUGAUGAUUCUGAUGCCUAUCCAGAAUUCACUGAGCAGUUUGAAGUUUCCCAGCUGUAUGAAUGUAACUGGAUUGUGGUGAAUUGUUCAACUCCAGCCAAUUACUUCCAUGUCCUCCGAAGGCAGAUCUUGCUGCCAUUCAGAAAGCCGCUGAUUGUUUUGACACCCAAGUCACUGCUGAGGCAUCCAGAAGCUAAAUCCAGUUUUGAUGAAAUGGUGUCUGGUACCACUUUCCAGCGUGUGAUUCCUGAGAAUGGACCGGCAGCUCAGGCACCGCAUGAGGUCAAGCGAGUGAUUUUCUGCACAGGAAAAGUCUACUAUGACCUUGUGAAGGAGAGAAAGAACCAGGACCUGGAGAAACAAGUAGCUAUAACCAGACUUGAACAGAUCUCACCAUUCCCCUUUGACUUGCUUAAAGAAGAACUUGAUAAGUAUCCAACUGCUGAUCUAGUCUGGUGUCAGGAGGAGCACAAAAACAGUGGAUAUUAUGAUUAUGUCAGACCUCGUUUCCGCACGAUUGUGAACCGCACUCGACCCAUCUGGUAUGUUGGCCGAGAGCCUGCUGCUGCAGCUGCCACAGGCAACAAGAACAUGCAUCUGGUGUCACUCAGAAGGUUCUUGGAUACAGCUUUCAACCUGGAGGCCUUUGAAGGAAAGACAUUCUAACUGCAGGGCCCUGACCUGUUUCUGACUGGUAGUCUCUCAAAACACUGCAUCCAAAAGGAAAGUGGGGACAAUACUGGAAAUGAUGUAUUUUUACUCUACUAAAUAAAAGAAUCCAGCAGCUGA